This is a messenger RNA of Hibiscus syriacus, 1407 nucleotides long. Its product is annotated as GDSL esterase/lipase At3g62280-like. The record is from RefSeq and is a predicted model, not a curated record. Gene Ontology annotation, molecular function: hydrolase activity, acting on ester bonds. NCBI's taxonomy places the organism in Eukaryota, Viridiplantae, Streptophyta, Magnoliopsida, Malvales, Malvaceae.
CUACCAUCUGCUCUCAGUAUCAAGAACCAUAAAAAUGGAUACUGGAUGGAUUUCUAAGAAUUUGAAAUUGAUUCUAUGGAUUUGGGUUUUCCUUGUUCUUAUUGGUAUUUCAGAGUGCACUGGCAGACCCCUUAUAAUCAAUUUCGGUGAUUCAAAUUCAGAUACCGGAGGAGUAUUAGCCGGCACUGGACUCCCUAUUGGGAUUCCUCAUGGCAUCACAUUUUUCCAAAUAAACUUUCUGUGUGAACACUUGAGUUAUUUGAGCCCAUAUUUGGACUCAUUGGCUCCAAAUUUCACCAGUGGAGUGAACUUUGCUGUAACUGGUGCAAUGACUCUGCCACAGUUUGUCCCCUUUGCUCUUGAUGUUCAAGUUCGCCAAUUCGUUCGCUUUAAAAACAGAUCACUUGAACUCCAAGCAACAUGUUCCGGAAGUUACAUGGAUGAAAAGGGGUUUCGCAGCGCUCUAUACAUGAUCGACAUCGGACAAAAUGAUCUGUUAAUGGCAUUGUAUGCAUCAAACUUGACAUAUGAACCGGUGGCUAAACAAAUCCCUUCUUUUCUUGCAGAAAUCAAAUUAGCUAUCCAAAACAUAUACUCGUAUGGUGGCAGAAAAUUUUGGAUACACAACAUCGGUCCAUUAGGAUGUGCACCGAAAGAACUCGCGUUGCAUCCCCACACAAAGGCUGAUCUUGAUAGAAUCGGAUGCUUCCGUGUCCAUAACGAUCUCGCGAAAGCAUUCAAUCGAGGAUUGAGUGAUAUCUGUAAAGAGAUGAGAACUGUUCUUAAAGAUGCAACCAUUGUCUAUGUUGAUGUAUACUCCAUCAAGUACAAACUCUUCAGCAAGUUCAAAAAAUAUGGCUUUGAGGAUCCAUUCAUGGCGUGUUGUGGCUAGGGGCCUCCGAAUAAUUACAACCAAAAAGGAACGUGCGGCCAGUCUGGUUCAACCAUCUGCAACGAUGUGUCGCGAUCGAUCGUCUGGGACGGAGUUCAUUUCAGUGAAGCUUCAAACCGAGUGGUUUCGACCGCUAUUUUAUCAGGCCAUUAUUCUACACCACAAAUGAAGCUCGAGAGCUUUUGGCAGGCUUGAUAAACACUCUUGUUUAAUCAUGUUAAGAACAAAUAGUUCGUGUCCAAAGCAAGCUGUUGGUUUAUAGUUGGUUGAUAGAAUCAAUCAUAACAUUUACUUUUUUUUUUUUUACUUGUGGAAUUCAAAUAUCAUUUGUAUGGUUCGACUUAGUGGUUGAUUGCUUUGUAAAAGAUAAAUGAGAGUCUAGUGGAAGGUGGAUAUCAAUUUAGACUUGUCUAUACAAAACAGUACUGAUCUUAAUGGUCAUAGUGAUAAAAAGUAGUAAUGUUUUUUGUGGAUGCAAGGAAUUAUGUAUUGGUUAAAAGUGACUGAUCCAACUG